AUGUCGGGAAGGAUCAUUGGUGGGUCAGAAGCUAAGCCCCACUCUCGGCCCUACAUGGCUUAUUUAUCCAUUAGAAAUGUUUCACAUGAAGGUACAUGUGGAGGAUUCCUGAUUCGCCCAGAUGCGGUGCUCUCAGCUGCUCACUGUGUGAAUGGGACACAUCAGUCCUAUGUCAGCGAGGGGAAAGUGGCUAUCAUUGUGAUUCUGGGAGCCCACAACGUAUAUAAGGAGCUGAGCUGGCAAGUGUUCCACAUUAAACACUGGGUCAUCCAUCCCAAUUACUCAAGAGAUAUUGAUGAAAAUUACAUCAUGCUGCUGAAGCUGAACCUAAAGGCCAAAAAGACUAAGGAAGUCUCUCCUAUCGACUUGCCCAGUCACAACGAGCAGGUGAAACCAGAAACUACAUGCGAAGUGGCUGGCUGGGGCGACACAUCAAUACCAAGUAAAAUGCCUAGUGUGCUGAUGAAGGCGGACCUGAAAGUGCAGCGUGGUGAAGUGUGUAAGGCUUCUUUCAAUAAUGACUAUCUGGAACAGUCUAUGAUCUGUGUUGGUGAUGAGGAUGGCAACAAAGCAUCUUUCAAAGGUGAUUCUGGUGGCCCAUUAGUCUGCAAUGGAAAGGCUCACGGCAUUGUUUCUUAUGGACCCAAAUAUUGCAUCUUCCCUGAAGUAUUUACCAGAGUCUCCUAUUUUGAACCCUGGAUACGUCAAGAGCUGAGGAAGUUUGCUCUCCAAGUCCUACCUGACUCACCCUCCUCUGACUAA
Charadrius vociferus (killdeer) is the source of this 762-nucleotide messenger RNA. Its product is annotated as mast cell protease 1A-like. Lineage: Eukaryota; Metazoa; Chordata; Aves; Charadriiformes; Charadriidae. The transcript has 6 exons. The coding region runs from base 1 to 762 and encodes 253 amino acids. The record is from RefSeq and is a predicted model, not a curated record. Gene Ontology annotation, cellular component: intracellular membrane-bounded organelle; cytoplasm. Gene Ontology annotation, biological process: proteolysis. Gene Ontology annotation, molecular function: serine-type endopeptidase activity.